This is a messenger RNA of Auanema sp. JU1783, 2946 nucleotides long. The record is from the annotation of a GenBank genome assembly. Lineage: Eukaryota; Metazoa; Nematoda; Chromadorea; Rhabditida; Rhabditidae.
AUGGAAUACAUAGAAGACUGGGUUGAGAGAGCCUUAUCAUGCUUUUAUAAAGAAAGCUAUAAGGAUGAUCCAAAAGAUGCCAAAAAAUCAUCUUCACAGAUUCAUUACUUGGAUCCGCUCAAUCUACUCGAUGACAAUAAGCUCAAAUCAGAAUUUGAAAAAUUCGUUGAAGAACUUGGCUUGAACGAAGAUAAACGUCAAGAACUCUUUAACUAUCCACGAGAAAAGAAGAUUACCUUAUUAACAACUCAAAAUGCUCGUGAUUUGGCUGAUUCAAAAAUAUUCAUUUCACUUCUUCAUCAACUUAACACUAAGCUGAGUGUGGACGUGGACACAUUAGAACAACUGCAGAAUCUUGUGAUUACUCUUCGAACCCAAGGCGAAAGCUUCAUCGCAGAGUUUAUCAAUUCAUCUGGAUUAGAUCUAUUGAUCUCCGUAUUAGAGAAGUGUCAUCAGAAAUCAGGAAGAGAAUCUUGUGCCCUACUCCUGAUUUGUUCGUUCCGAGCUCUACUUAACUCUACAAUUGGACGUCAAUCGGUACUAAACAAUUCGGAUGCACUACAGAUACUAGCAAGAUCAAUCAGUUUGAACGACGCCAAGUGUAAGGUUAUCUCCAUUGAAGUCUUAUCUGGUCUAUGUUUUGUUCCCGAAGACGACGGUCACGCUAAGAUUCUAGCUGCAAUCAGUGAGGUAUCCGCUUUAUUAGGAGAGAGAACGAGGUUUCAGUGCUUACUCAACGAUUUACACAAGAAUUUUACAUCUUAUCGCGAAUCAGAUCGAGUACGAACUGCUAUACUCGGACUUCUUAAUGCCUUAUUAAGCAACGGAUCUGCUCAGAAUAGUGUAGAAUUCCGGACACAUCUACGUUUCGAGCUACUCAUGCUGGGGAUCAGUACCAUACUAGACAAUAUUCGAGAAGAUGCCUCUUCUCGCUUAGAUGAUCACAUUGAUUUGUUCGAGAUGAUGAGAAAAGAAGAUGAAUUAGCUUUAUGCGGCUCAUCAGAAGACUCUGGUGCUUCGUCACCCGUUGACUUUGAAAGUGUCGUGGGAAUGGCUGAGGCUUUACAUGAGAAGUUAUCAUCUUCUCUCGCACUUCCCCAUUUUAUAUCCCUUUUACAACAUCUAUUCAUGGUUCCAUGUGAUGAAAAGCACACUCCAUUAUGGAAGCUUUUCGAUCUCAUCCUUCAGCAGUUGACAUUGGAAAGUACAGUUGAAGGAAUGACUGAUAGUGGUCAUAAUGUCAUCAAUAAUAUUGACAUGAACACUUUCCUCUCUCGACUACAAACUCAAUGUGAAUUGGAGAAAGCUGAAAGUGAUUUGGAAAAACUGAAGGAAGAAUUGGAACACGAACGAACCAAAUGCAUUGAAUUGGAAAACAAAUUGGCUGACUAUCUAGAUGGCAGAUCAAGCAUUUCAAGCAGAAUUUCAACCUUGUCAUCUUCUCCAUCCGAUCCAUGUCCUUCACCCACUCCUACUCUGCCUCCUGUCUGUCCAACUGUAGCCCCACCACCUCCGCCUCCUUUCGGAGGAAUUCAAGCCUUGAAAACAGCGGAACCUCAGAAAAAAGUCCCAACUCCUGGGGGGCCUUUGAAAUCUUUUAAUUGGAAUAAGCUCACAUCAGAGAAAGUGAAAGGUUCAAUAUGGGAGAAUGUAGAUGAUGAGAAAAUCUAUAAGCAAAUUGAUCUCUCAGAAGUUUCAACCAUAUUUGCCUCAACCUCAAACACAAAGGAUGAUGAUACAGAAACAAUUGCGGGAACAUUGAGAAGAAACCGCGAAACCCAAGUUUCCGUAAUUGACUCUCGAAGAUAUCAGAAUUGCACUAUCAUGCUAUCAAAACUCAAACUAACUCAUAAAGAGAUUCGAUCUGCUUUAAUGAAUAUGGAUGAACAAGGAAAGUUACCGAAGGAUAUGUUAGAACAAAUGUUGAAAUUCGUACCAACACGAGAAGAAAUAAAUCUUCUUAACGAGACUGUCUCUCGGUCUAAGGGGCCAACAGUUUUAGCUCUAGCUGACAGAUAUUUAUUCGAAAUGGCACAAAUUCCACGAUUUGAGCAGAGAUUACGUUGUCUUCACCAUAUACGAACAUUCAAUGACAGAGUAGAAUAUAUCUUACCCCUUAUCCAAGCUGUUACGAAGGCAUCUACUGACAUCGUCUCGAAUAAGAGAUUCAAACAACUUUUGACUGUAGUUUUAGCUCUGGGAAACUACCUGAACUAUGGAAAACGAAACGGGAACGCUUAUGGAUUUGACUUGUACUCGCUAAACCGUAUUAGUGAUGUCAAGUAUUCAACUGCUCCUAACAAAAACCUUCUCCAUUACAUAAUCUCUUGGACUGACCGAAAAUCUCCUGACAUCAUGAAAUUGAGAAAAGAACUUGCAACAAUUUCCGAGGCUGCAAGAUGCAGCCGUUCUGAAGUUUUGGCAGAAAUCCGAAGUCUGGAACAGGCGAUUGCGUUUGUGAGGGCGGAGUUGAACCAUGUGGAAACCCAAAGACGUCAAGAAACACCGGAAGAUGUCGUCACUAACAAGAAGGAUCGCUUUAUGUCUGUGGCAAAAAACUUCAUCACAACAGCAACGAACGAAUUCAAUAAUUUGGAAAACUCUUUUAAGGAAAUGACAAAUAAGUUCACGGAAUGCACGAGAUAUUUCUGCUUCGAUAGCAACUCGACUCCAGAAGAAUUUUUCUCUGUGUUGGCCAAGUUCUUCAACAGCUUGUCUGAACACUACCAACAGUAUUACUGGUCAUUGAAUGAAGAGAAGGAGAAAGUCAAGAGAGAAACUCUCGCCAGAAGUUAUUUUACCAAGAAAAGUAAACGAAACGACAAAGAACGAGAUUUCGAACAGCUCAUAAGUGCCCUGCAAUCGGGCGACAUAUUCAAAGAAGAACUGAGUCGUCUGCGCACGUCAUUCAGAAUGUCAAAACGAUCGAGGAUACCGAGAGCGUGA